Sesamum indicum (sesame) is the source of this 2979-nucleotide messenger RNA. Its product is annotated as Concanavalin A-like lectin protein kinase family protein. Gene Ontology annotation, biological process: protein phosphorylation. NCBI's taxonomy places the organism in Eukaryota, Viridiplantae, Streptophyta, Magnoliopsida, Lamiales, Pedaliaceae. Gene Ontology annotation, molecular function: ATP binding; protein kinase activity; carbohydrate binding. The record is from RefSeq and is a predicted model, not a curated record.
AUAAAAUAAUAUUGAAAGCGGUAUCUUUUUUAUUUUUUUUGGGUAAUUAUUGGAAGUAAAGUAAUAGUGAUUUACUUAAUUGGUUGGAGAGAGGAUAGUUGGAAGAAGAGAGCUGCGCGCCCAUAUUCCGUUUAAACUUUAAACACCAUCUCCCACCACCCCCACUUGAUGAACUCAAGAACUUGCAGUUAGUUUUUUCUUGAGAAUCCAAUUCUAAAUACCAUCACCAUGAAUCCAAGAAACCUUCUUGGUUUCUUCGUCUUCUUUAUUAUCUGCAGCCAUUCUCUUGUAUCCUCAGAGAAUAUCACUCUUGAAUUCCCUUUCUUCACUCCACAAGACUUCACUCUUCUCGGAGAUUCUACUCUCCGGAGCGGCGCCGUCCGCCUCACCCGAGAGCUCCGCCUCCCAUCUUCAAGUUCCGGUUCUGUUAUCUACAACUACCCCAUUGCCUUUUUCAAUCCAGAAACCAAUGUCACUGCUUCUUUCUCCACAAGAUUUUCUUUUUCAGUCGACAACAUCAAUCCAUCCUCGUAUGGGGAUGGCUUGGCAUUUUUUCUGUCUCCCAAUAACCGGAGAUUGGGGAGUCCAGGCGGGUAUUUAGGCCUAGUCAAUUCAUCAAAACUGACCCAGAACAGAUUCAUUGCAAUUGAAUUUGACACAAGGCAGAAUCUGGGCUUCAAUGAUCCUGAUGACAAUCAUGUCGGAUUGGACAUUGACAGCCUUGUCUCGUUCAAGACUGCCAAUCCGAUUCUCCAGGCCAUUAAUUUGAAGAGUGGCAAUGUGAUUAGUGCUUGGGUUGAUUACUUGAAUGAGAAAAGGAAGGUGGAAGUAUUCUUGAGCUAUUCCAGUUUUAAGCCAGAGAACCCACUCUUUACUGUGGAUAUUGAUCUUUCUGAUUAUCUAAAGGAGUUUAUGUUUGUGGGAUUUUCGGCUUCUACUGAGGGAAGCACUGAGCUGCAUUAUAUCAAGAAUUGGAGUUUUCAGACACUUGGGUUUCGCCCUGUUAGGCCAAGAACUCAUCCUCAUAAUGUUUCGGACAAUUCUGUGCCCUUAAAGCCUGCUACUCCAUCUGCUGAUCCGAGAAACAGGCAUCAUAAGAGGAUUGCACUAGGCCUUUGGAUUAGUUUUCCAGCCUUCUUUUGUGUGGUUGUUUUGGUGAUUGGUUGGGUUUCUGUGAAGAAGUGGAGAAGCAUGCAAACAGGUAUGAGCUCGGAGGCAGAGCUUGUGACAGGGCCGAGGCAGUUUAGCUACAAACAACUGAAGUCUGCCACAGAAGGGUUUCGCCAAAGCAGGGUUCUGGGGCAUGGAGCCUUUGGCACUGUCUACAAGGCCUUUUUUGUUGAUUUGGGUAUGGUAUCUGCUGUCAAAAGAUCAAAGCAUACCCAUGAAGGUAAAGCCGAAUUCCUUGCUGAGUUAUCAAUUAUAGCUUGUCUGAGGCACAAAAAUUUAGUCCAGCUCCAAGGUUGGUGUGCUGAAAAGGGUGAAUUGCUGCUUGUCUAUGAGUUUAUGCCUAAUGGGAGUCUUGAUAAGGUGCUAUACAAGGCUGAGAAUGGCAACCCGCUGAAGUGGGCAUAUAGAUACAAUAUUGCUGUUGGGCUGGCUUCUGCUCUUACAUAUUUGCAUCUAGAAUGUGAGCAGCAAGUAAUUCACAGAGACAUAAAGUCUAGUAAUAUAAUGUUGGACGGAAGCUAUAAUGCAAGAUUAGGUGAUUUUGGAUUGGCAAGGCUGAUGGAUCAUGGCAAGAGUCCUGUUACGACUCUCACAGCAGGAACUGUGGGAUAUCUGGCCCCGGAAUACCUUCAAUGUGGCAAAGCAACUGAGAAAACUGAUGUUUUCAGCUAUGGUGUUGUUUUACUUGAACUGGCUAGUGGGAGGAAGCCAAUUGAGAGGGACGCUGAACGUCAGAAAACGGUAAACUUGGUGGAUUGGGUUUGGAGACUGUAUUCUGAAGGAAAUAUUUUAGCAGCAGCAGACAAACGAAUGAACGGUGAGUUUGAAGAGGCUGAGAUGAAAAAACUACUGCUCGUAGGCCUGAGCUGUGCCAAUCCAGACAGUGUAGAAAGACCUUCAAUGAGGAAAGUUUUUCAAAUCCUAAACAAUGAGGCAGAACCUUCUGUCGUACCGAGGGUUAAGCCAAGUCUUUCUUUCUCCAACAGUGUUCCUCUUAGUAUCGACGAAAUUGUUUCAGACUGGGAAGAUUGCGGGACACCUGAAUCUCAACUAGAAAUCAGAGUGGGAUCUGCUGUAUGACACUCUUUUUCUUUCCUUCACCAGGUCAUUUAGGCAUGCACGAUUUGAACAAAGUUGGUGAUUUCCUUCCAAAUCGACUCUGCCUUAGAUAUAGAAACAUAAUCUCAGGAAAGAACAUUUAUUACGGAUAGAUAGCAAAUGAACUGUCAAUACCUGUUACUUCCUGUAAUAAAAUCUUGAACUAUUCAUGAACGUGAAGAUCUUAAAAAACAAGUGGAGUAGAGUAUAUGUUGGCAUUACAUUUGAACUUGAGGGCCAUGGACAGUCAUCUAACGCCAUAAGAAUCUGAGAUUUUAUGUGUGCACUUUAGGAUCACUUUGAAGUUGUAUUUCCAUUUAGUGCAUGAUUUUAAAAUUCUUGAUAAUAUUGAGACUAAGAAAUUCAUGCAACACCGGCCUAUUAAUUCCUGUAUCUGUUGUUUUUUUACACUCUUCAUACUCUAUAUCAGAAGUGGUUCUUUUUUUUUUUUUUUAUGCAAAAUCAAGUUUUUAUUUGCAGAUGAAAUUCAGUUCUGAGCUUUUCUACAAGCAUAUGCCGUGGGCCUGCAUUUACUUUUCGUUGUAUUUCUUACUACGACUUAAAAACUAUACGUAACGAAUGUAGACAAUAAUAAACAGGAGAACCAAAUGGAGAAAAAUCGUUACAACAAAGGUACCCUAUAUGAGUACCUCAAUUUAGUUAUAUCCGAAAGAUAUUUGAAUUGCAAAAAUAUCUAAAGAUAUAACUUUG